Messenger RNA from Eublepharis macularius, 5661 nucleotides. RefSeq names its product ankyrin repeat and kinase domain containing 1 (gene ANKK1). The record is from RefSeq and is a predicted model, not a curated record. Gene Ontology annotation, cellular component: cytoplasm. Lineage: Eukaryota; Metazoa; Chordata; Lepidosauria; Squamata; Eublepharidae. Gene Ontology annotation, biological process: protein phosphorylation; regulation of cell cycle process. Gene Ontology annotation, molecular function: ATP binding; protein binding; protein kinase activity. The coding region runs from base 89 to 2368 and encodes 759 amino acids. The transcript is spliced from 8 exons.
CUGACGGGGCAAAGGAGCAGGACUGCAGGAGGAGGAGGCAGGGCACCGCCAGGAGGGAGCUGCCCGUUCCCUGUGUGUGGUUUGUGGCAUGGGCACCUCAACCAUCUUCAGCAAAGGAGAUUUUGAAGAGGAUUGGCUCCAGCUGGCCAGUGGGGGCUCUGCCCAGGUCUUCCGAGUGAGGCACAAGAAAUGGAGGACCGGCUAUGUGGUGAAAUGUUUCCUUGGCCUCCAACGAGAUCCCACCUUUGACAGAACCAGCUUGGACUUUCUCAGGGAAGAGGCAGCCAAGAUGGAGAAAGUCAAAUUCCAACACAUUGCGUCUGUCUACGGCAUCUGCGACAGCCCUGUGGGCAUCGUGAUGGAACACGCGGCCAGCGGCUCCUUGGAGAAGACCCUUCCCACCCACCAAAUGACGUGGCAGCUGAAGUCCCGCGUCAUCCACGAGACCAGCCUGGCCAUGAAUUUCUUGCAUAGCCUGAAGCCUCCUUUGCUUCACCUGAACCUGAAGCCAGGAAAUAUCCUACUCGAUGCCCACAUGCAUGUUAAGAUUUCAGAUUACGGAUUAUUCAAGUGGAUGGAGACAUCGAGUGGGUUGCCGUACAUUGAGAGGUCAGCCCUGAGGGGGUCCUUGAGCUAUGUUGCCCCCGAGAUGCUUCUGCAAAGCACGAACCUGCCUGGAACCAAAUGCGACGUCUACAGCUUUGGGAUUGUCAUGUGGGAGAUUCUAACCCAGAAGAAAGCCUACGCAGGCGCCAGCGUGGUGACCGUUAUCAUGGGCACAGCUGCAGGCGAACGUCCCAGCCUGGAUCUCCUCUGCGAGGACUGGCCGGGGGAGCGCCAGCAGGUGGUCAACUUGAUGAAGAGGUGCUGGGACCAGGAGCCCAAGAAAAGACCGAGCUUUGCAGAUAUCUCAGUGGAGAUGGAAAUGUUGCUGUCAUUAAUCCACAGCCCAGUGGUGGGCCUGAAGAAGGAACACCUCUCCAGAAAGACAUCAAUAAGGCCCACCGUCUCUGGGAGCAGAGAGAACAGCAAAGAUGGACUGGCCCUCUCUCAGCAAACAAGCAACACUGAUGGCGACAACGAUAAGGACUCCUACAGCUCCAGUCAGAAUGAAGUUGAAAGCCUGGAAUCCUUCAUAAUGUCAGAAGAAGCCGUCAAGAGCCUUGAAAACAACCCCGGUUUGCUUCACCUCACGGUGGCUCAAGGGAAUUUUGAGAAGGUGGCAUCCCUCUUGAGGGAGGGAGCUGACGUGAACUGGAAAAUCCCCUGCAGUUACACAGCCCUCAUCUUGGCUGUCCAGAAAAGGUCUCUGGGGAUCAUCUCUCUCCUCCUCAAGCACGGGGCAGAUGCUGGCAUGGCUGAUAAGGAUGGCUGGACGCCGCUUCACUUCGUGGCUCAAAAUGGGGAUGACAGAAUCGCUCGUCUGUUGCUUGACCACAGGGCCAAUGUGGACGCCCAAGAACUUGACGGGUGGACGCCCCUUCACUUGGCCUCCCAGAACAACUUUGAAAACGUAGUCCGGGUCCUCCUCUCCCGCCAAGCCGACCCGAACGUUCAGGAGAGCGAAGGCCGGACUGCCUUGCACGUGGCCGCUUACUAUGGCCAAGUCAGGCUUGUUAAGAUGCUGGCCAGCCAAGGGGCAGAUGUGGAAAAGAAGCAGCAGAACCAUCGGACUCCACUUCAUGUUGCUGUAGAGAAAGGGAAAUUCAGGGUGGUCCAGCAUCUCCUGAAGAACGGUGCAGCGGUUGACUGCGUAGACCAGAAUCAUUGUAGCCCUCUACAUCUGGCUGUAUCCAAAGGGAAAUACCUCAUCUGUGAAAUUCUGGUGCGAUACGGAGCCGACGUGGACCUCAGGACAGACAAAGGGUGGACGCCUUUGCAUCUGGCAUCCUUGAAGGGUCACGUGGAAAUCAUCCGCCUCCUGGUGGACAGCCACGCCCAGGUGAAUACCAGAGGCAGCCUGGAUUGGACACCUCUGCACUUGGCGAUGCGCUACAGUGAAGAGGAGGUUGUCGUCGAGCUGCUGAGGAGGGGAGCUGAUCCGAAUUCCACUGAGAACGGAGGCUGGACUCCUCUGCAUUUGGCGGUGCAGCGCGGGACCUUGCCCGGCACUGUGAGUCUCCUUGAUUACAAAGCAGAUGUCAACAGUAAGAACAAGGUGGGAUGGACACCCACACACCUGGCAGUGCUCAGAGGUAACGUGCCCAUCGUCAAGGCUUUGCUGCGAGCUGGUGCUCGGCUGGAGGUGGUGGACGGAACAGGGUGCACACCCCUCCAGCUUGCCCUCAGGGGUCAAAAGCAAAGCAUUGUGGACUUGCUGCUAGGCAAGGAAUCCUCAGAAGCCAAUUCGCUGAGCGGUGAGGCAUGAGGCUUUAAGGAAUUACCCAGCAAAGAACGGGUCACCUCAUCCAGGACAUAAUAAUAACUGUGCUUAUAUACCGUUCUUCAAACAGAUUAGUGCUCACUCGGAGCAGUGAACAAGGGCAGUGUUACUAUUAUCCCCACAAUACAGCUGGGGAGCUGGGGCUGAGAGGAGUGGCUUCCCCAAGGCCACCUGCUGAGUGCAUGGCAGGAGCGGGAAUUGAACCAGCAGAGUGCUGAUUCACAGCCCAACCACUUAAUGUCCCACCAAGAGGGAACAAAGUCAGUGUUGUUAUUAUUCCCCACAAUGCAGCUGGGGGGCUGGGCUGAGAGGAGCGGCUCCCCAAGGCCACCUGCAGAGUUCAUGGCAGUUGUGGUAUGCGAACUAGCAGAGUACUGGUUCACAGCCCAACCACUUAACCAAUAUGCUACAGCAGCUCUGAGUGCUUCUUCUACGUUCAUCUUAUAAGAGUUUAUGUGGGAAAUCAUUACAUAUAUUGAGUGAAUGCAUCUGCCUGGCCAUGCUAGAAAUGAGGCCAUUAUUCCUUCGUUUAUGAGUGUAACUGAAAAGGGGAAAAGUGAAGAGGCGGCUCCAGUUGGUUUAAUGAGCACCUUCAUGUGGGCGGUAAAAUCAUAUUUGUGGUAGUAAUAAUAACAAUAAUAGCAUUUAGGAUGUUCAAAUGCUCUUUACAAACAUUAUUCCAGGAACCUUUACAGCAGCAAUAAUAGCUCGGCCAGUGUUAUCAUCUUCCUAAUAUUUCAGAUGAACCUAUGAAGCUUUUGUAAACUGAAUCAGUCCAUCGGUCCCUCAGACACAUUCCAGUGACUGGAAGCAACUUGCCAAGAUAGACGUCGGGGAGAAACAGGCACUUCCCAACUUCACAGCUCCCUGAGAUUCUUCUGACUGGAGAGUGAAUUUGGGAUUUUCAGAAUACAAAGUAGGGGGUGCACCGUUGAGUUCAGUGCUAGUUUGGGGUUUGGAGAGACUUCGGGCUGAACACCCUCCCUCAAUAGGCCCACCUCCUCUUUGUUGCUACACCCACCAGCUGUUUCUCCCUUUUCUCCCGCCUGCCCGUUAGCAGGGAAUGAACUGGUAUGAGAGUCAGCAGUCAGUAGCAGCUUCUCCUGCUGCCUUUUGGCCCCUGGAGGCCACAGGGAAAGGGUGGGUGGAAAACCGGGCAAGGGGGCUUCUGGCAGUGUCCUCCUAAAGAGGUGUGGCCUUGGCAGGCGCUCAGGUGUGCUGACCUCUGAUGCUAGUCCUGAGACUCCUGACUGAGCCUUUGCAGGGCUGAGGCCAAAAAAGUGUUGCUUACCUCAGGGCAUUUACUAAGUGCACGGCACAGAGAGGCUUUGAACCAGAGACUUUUUGAUUCCCAACUCCCUUUCUCUGUGCUUCAGUGAGGUAGAGAACUCCAGACAAUUGUUGAUCAGUGGAGAACUUGCCACUCUGGUGCAUGAAGUCUUCCCAACAAGAUAGUUUGCUGGAUUCUCCUGCCGGGAGGCCUCCUUUCCCGGGAUUUCUGAAGGGCAGACAUGGCCAGAGGGUACAGAUAAGAGGAGGUUAUUGGCACAGCAGGAGGUGUGAUUUGCAGCUGUGACCCAAUCUGAACCAGAGACAAAACGGGGCAGCCUUCCCCCUCAUUGAAAUGCCACCAUUUUGAAGUGGAAGCUGCUUUGAAUCUUUUGCUUAGCCGUAAGCUCUUUGGCCCUGGUUAAGCUAGCAAAAGCAAGACAUGAAAGGCGGAAUUAGUUGCAGAGAGAGAGCCCUCUCCCAGUUGACUGGUUGUGGGGUGGUGGUGGUACAUGUGUGCUGGAAUAUGGAUUUUUGGACCACCCCCCUUCUGCACCAAGCUUCUGCAAAUAAGCAGAUAUAAAUAUUUUAAAACCUGCAAAUGCUGCCCUGGAUAUAAACCACAAUUCCCACUGUUUCAAUCCAUGACGUUUUCUUGAACGUUUGCGUUUCCCACUGGAGAAUGUUUGGGGGUAUGAUUGUUCCCCCUUUAAACUCAUCAGAAGAAACAACAGGGACUGAGAGAGCUGGCUGAUGAAAAGUGUCGGGUCUGGGAUGUCACAGGAGCGCUGAUCAGAGUUCUCCAUGCACACAGCACAGGAGGCCUGGCUUCUAAGUAAAGACUCAUCGGCGGUGGCUGCGAACUCUGGGCUGAAAUCUGUUGUGUGUAAAUUUUACAGCUGUUUUUUUAAAGAAGAGGGCAGAAUGAUGGACCAGAGGGUGUAAGUGUCACAGGGCUCAGUCCAGUGGGGGUUACUGUUCUUGGCUCAUCUCCCACAGAGAUUUGGCCAAAGUACUUUAAAAAAUUCUAAGGAGAGUGGGUCUAUAUCUAUCAUGGCUCAGAUAGAUUGGGGAAGAAGCCAAAUCAUCAUUGAGAAGCAGGGCCACUUGGGAAACAACGCGGUUUCUUUCAACCCCAACUCACUUUUCCCUUCCAGGGCUGAGUUCUGGGGGAACGAACACUUCUGCCAGCGUGAAUUAGAAGCCAGCUUGGCACAAUGCUGAACUUCGGCCUUCUUUUAAUGCCACCAUUACCAUGUAAUUUUCGUAAUUCAGAAAUUGACAAAUGGACAGAUGAAUGCCGGGAUUUCCGGGUGCAAAGGGUGCCUUUUCAGCUGUAAGAAAUAACUGUAGCAUUUUCUGUGUGCUCUGUUUUUAAUAUUAUACAGGGCUUUUUUUCAGGCAGAAUGCGGUGGAACGGAGUUCCGGCACCUCUUGAAAAUGGUCACAUGGCCGGUGGCCCCGCCCCCUGAUCUGAGGGCGAUUUAAACUUUAAAAACUCCCCCGUUGUUCCAGCUGAUCCAAAGUGAUGUCAUUGCACAGUCCUGAGUUCUGCCACUGAGUUCCACCACCUCUUUUCCCAGAAAAAAAGCCAUGAUAUUAUAUAUUAAAAAACCAACUACCUGACUAGCACCAACUACAGAGAGAACUGUGGUGGAUUGGGCCGGGGCUUUUGUGGUGGCUCCCGGCAGAGAGGCAACGACCACCCUCUCCCUGAUUUCCUUAAGCUUUGUAAAACGGCCCUUUCUAACCAAGUUGGUAAAUUUCUUAAGUUUAUGGUGCAUAGAUUGACUGUUGUCAAUUGACUGUUGGUUUUAUAUGAGUCUUCUUGAGAAAGGUGGACUAUAAAUGCUGCAAAAUAAAAUAAAAUACGGAUAAAUGUUUAAUGGGGCUGUCUUGUGGCCUGUUAGAUAUUGUUUUUGUAAGCCACCUUGAGUUUGCUAUGGCGAAGAACGACAUACAUAAAUUAUUACAUACAUGUAAUAAUAAUAAGGUAAUAAUAAAUAAUA